Messenger RNA from Leptopilina boulardi, 2859 nucleotides. Its product is annotated as A disintegrin and metalloproteinase with thrombospondin motifs 1-like. Gene Ontology annotation, molecular function: metalloendopeptidase activity. The coding region runs from base 385 to 1878 and encodes 497 amino acids. NCBI's taxonomy places the organism in Eukaryota, Metazoa, Arthropoda, Insecta, Hymenoptera, Figitidae. The record is from RefSeq and is a predicted model, not a curated record. The transcript is spliced from 13 exons. Gene Ontology annotation, biological process: proteolysis.
UGUUUAAAAAAAUUAUAUAAUUUUACUGUUUUCUUUUAUCUCUGGGUAUUAAAAAUUUUAUUACAAACUCAGAAUUGUUGAUAACUUUUAAAGUUCUGCAUAAUUUAAAAGAAAAUUUUUUUUAUUUAAGUUAAAAACAACGAAUAGUGCUUUAUACAUUUGAGUGAAUAUAAAAAUUAUUUCCAAAUCUCAUUUAAUAUAUUAUUUACAUCACAUUAAUUGAAAAAUUAUAAUAUUUCAAAUUCAAAAUUUAAUCUACAGAAUUCUAUUUGUUCCAUAAAGAAAAUUUCAUUUCCGGACGAAAAUUAUUUAAAAUUAUUAAAAUUACUAUUUAUAUGAAAUAAUUUCGGCAUCUAUAUAGAAAUAAUCAUUUAGUAUUAAAAAAUGAUUUAUAUCUGUAUUUUACUUUGUGCAUUUAUUGCUCCAUUCUCAUACACUUUUGGUAAUGAAAUAUCAUCAGAAAUAACUGAACCACCUCCAGUAGAAGUAUCUAUUGAAGAUUCCAUUCGUAAAAAAGGAUCUAAUGAAAUAUCAAUUCAUGUUACUCUUAAUAACACUGAAAGAGAAUUCAUUUUACAAACUGUCGAUAAUUUUGCUGGUAAAAAUACAAAAGUUUGGAUAGCUAAAAAAGUGAACGAUAAAUUUGUAUACACUCUACAAGAAGAUUUUAUGAGAAAAUCAAAUAUUACCUUCUUUUACAAUAAUCAAACCGAAUCUGAAGUAUUUCAGACAGUAAGUGAAAACGGAGAAACACAAUUUAAUAGCGUUGUUAAUUAUGAUCAAGUUGAUAAUGAACCAAUCAAUGUAUCAAAUUUAACAACGGUGUAUCCAGAAAUUUUAGUCUAUGUUGAUAAAACACUUUUUCGACACUUUGAUUAUGAUAUUGAAAAAACUGUAAUUUAUACACUAACUCUUUGGAAUGGAGUGGAUCUCGAUUAUAGAGAAUUACAAAAUCCGUCAGUUCGUCUUAACAUUGCAGGAAUUGUAUUGUGUCAGGAUCAACCUUUAGGAAAUGAUCCAUUUAGAGUAAAUCAAAAAAAACUGGACGAAUUUGGUAAAUUUAUGUACAAUCAAGAUCAAUUCAAAUUGGGAAAGGAUUACGAUAUUGCUGUAUUAUUAGGUGCAGAUCCAUUAUUCGAAAAGGGCCUUAACGGUAUGGCAUUUGUGGGAACUGCUUGUGUUAAUAACACUAAUGAACAAAAAAUAGCUUCUACAGCGAUUAUUUUGGAUAAUACUGCCUUUUCUGGAAUAAAUAUAGCUUCACAUGAAUUAGGUCAUUUAUUCGGAGCUCCUCAUGACGGUGUGAAAAAUGAUUCAACAGCGAAGCACUGUUCUUUUUAUGAUGGCUACAUUAUGACCUAUGUCCAUAUUGACGAAAAACAAUAUUACUUUUCCACGUGUUCUAAAAAAAUUAUGUCUAACUAUCUCAGAAGCGAGGGUCCUAAAUGCAUUCGUAAUAAUCCAUUGGUUAAUGAAACUAAUGAACAAAUGUUAAGAAUUUUGCCUGGUAAAUUUAUAACAAUAGACGAACAAUGUCAAAGCCGAGGAUAUCUCCGAGCAUAUGAUGUGAAUCCAGACUCUUGCAAAACCAUACAAUGUAAGGGGUUUGAGCCGUGGGCUACAGAAUUUUCUUUUGCAGCACUUGAUGGAACGCCUUGUUACAUAGGAAAAUAUUGUUUGAGAGGAGAGUGUGUUGAAGUAAAUUUCAACACAACUGAAAAUAAUAAUUAUUUAAAAGAAUUAUUUCCAUCACUUUCUCAACAUCCUACAUUUAGUAAAUCUGCAACAGAGCAGUGCAUAGAAGUGGGAAUAAAAAAAGUUACCUUUGCCUUUUUUUUAAACUGCAUAGUAAUUCUACUUCCUCCUCGGAUGUUUUAGUUGCUCCAUUAGAUGGUAAAACAACUCCCGAUAGCAUUACAAUUAUCAAUAAUGUUGAAUCUGCUGAAAACAUUAAUACUCCUGUUGUUGAAGUUACGACUCCUAUGGUUAAAGUAACUACUCCUGUUGAUGAAGUAACAACCCCGGUUGUUGAAGUUACUACAGCUGUUGUUGAAGUGCCAGUUCAAAAUACAACCGACUAUUAUUAUGAUUAUUAUGAUUAUUCUGAUAUUUUUUAUUGAUGUUAACUUAUUAACGUCUUUAGAAUUAUCCAACCUUAUGUGCUAUGAGUUGCUAUAAGUUACCAAAUAAUUUGACAACAAAUCUUACAAUGAAUGCUCCAAAUGGUUUUCCAUGCAGUAAUAAUGGAGCAAGUUUUCCUUUUAAUUUUCUUCUCGUUUUAAAUUAUAAUUAUUAUAUUGAAAUAUAACAUUUUUUUCAGAUUUGUUAUAAUAAUACUUGUAUCCAUCAAAAUCAAUCUAAGGGAAAAAAUUAAUAUAUAGAAAUUUAAGAAAAAAAAAUAUUUUAAAAAUUAUAUUUAGAAAUUUAUCUUUGCGUAAUUUCUCAUUGUAAUAUUAUUAUACUUAUAUGCGAAUAUGUACUAUUUAAUUUAUUAAAAAAAAUUUGUAAAAUUAAACUAAUUUUUAAUUAAUAAUAUAUUUCAAUAUAAUUAAAUAGUCAAGAUUUUUUUUUAACUACGAAGAAGGUUAAUUUAUUAAAACAUUUGUGUUUACUAUACUAAAUCAAUAUAGGAUCUUUACUAGUUUCAAAAUAUAUUGUUAACUACUUUUAUUUAUUUUACCUAUAAAUAUGUUACAACGAAUGUACUGACAUGGUUAGCACUGCAAUGGUAACCAUUGUUACCAUUUGCAUUUUAAAGAAAAAUAUUACAAUUAUUUAUAAAAAUAUUUAAUAAUUAUAUUGAUAAUAAAUUAGGAUUCUUUAUUUUUAGUUAAUAAAUAAAGUUGUUAAUAUUAAAAA